Molecule: messenger RNA, 2130 nt
Organism: Vanrija pseudolonga
Lineage: Eukaryota; Fungi; Basidiomycota; Tremellomycetes; Trichosporonales; Trichosporonaceae
Exons: 1
Coding region: 1-2130 (709 amino acids)
Source: RefSeq, a predicted model, not a curated record
AUGGUGACCCCUAUCAACGCUCCUGCCCUCCCCGCCGACUACCUCGAGCGCGUUUACGCCGGCGUCCUCGGCAAGCUCAUCGGCGUGUAUCUCGGCCGACCUUUUGAAAACUGGACGCACCAGCGCAUCCUCGCCGAACUCGGACACAUCAAGUACUAUGUCAACGACAAGCUCAACCUCCCGAUCGUGGUCCCCGACGACGAUGUCGCCGGUACGUUUGCGUUCGUGCGCGCCCUCGAGGAGCACGGAGUCAGCCCCGACCUCUCCUCCGAGGCAAUCGGCAAGACGUGGCUCAACCAGGUAGUCGAGGGCAAGUCCAUCUUCUGGUGGGGUGGACGCGGCAUCUCGACCGAGCACACAGCGUACCUCAACCUCAAGGACGGUAUCGCGGGCCCUCACAGUGGCAGCAUCGCGACGAACGGCACCACGGUGGCAGAGCAGAUCGGCGCGCAGAUCUUCAUCGACGCGUGGGCGCUCGUGGCGCCCGGCAAGCCUGCACUGGCUGCCCAGCUUGCCGACGCCGCCGGCAAGGUCAGCCACGACGGCGAGUCGGUGUACGCUGCCAAGCUCUGGGCUGCCAUGGAGGCCGAGGCGUUCGUCAGCAACGACAUCGACCACCUGCUCGACACUGGCCUGAGCUUCAUUCCCUCCGACUCGACGAUCGCGCGCGUCAUUGCGCAGGUGCGCGCCUGGGUCAAGGAGGACGGCGACGAUGGAUGGCUCGUAACCCGGCAGCGGAUCGAGGACACCUUCGGCUACGACAAGUUUGGCGGCAUGUGCCACGUCGUGCCCAACCACGCUAUCAUGGUGCUCUCCAUCCUGACGGCCAAGAACGACUUCUCGCGCUCAAUGGAGAUUAUCAAUACCUGUGGCUGGGACACGGACUGCAAUGCCGGCAACGUGGCCUGCCUCAUGGCUAUUGUCGUUGGACUGGAGGGCCUGGAGAAGGACGCAGACUGGCGCGGACCCAUCGCCGACCGUGCGCUCAUCUCGAUCGCGGACAACGGUUACGCGGUGAACAACGCCGCGCGCAUCACGCUCGACAUUGCCAACCUUGGCCGCCAGCUGGCCGGCAAGGCCCGUCUUCCUGUGCCGAAGAACGGCGCACAGUACCACUUCAGCCUGCCCGGCUCGGUGCAGGGCUUCCGCCUCCACGGGCAGGACCAGGCCGGCAAGAUCUACCAGGGACAGAGCGAGUUUGGGCCUGCGCUCGCCAUCCAGGCCGACGGCCGUACCGAGCUCACCACCACCACGGCCAUGCCCAAGGAGAUCACCACCUUCCGCUCCGGCUAUCAGUUCACCAACUCGCCCCUCGUAUACACUGGCCAGACGCUGCGUGCUACCCUGCGCGCCGACUCAACUCUGGCCCAGCCCGCAGAGGUCAAGUUCCGUAUAUACGCAUACAACGACGACGACGAGAUCUACCCCAUCGACUCGGACGCGAGUGUCACUCUCACUCCUGGCGCUGGGGAGCAGGUGCUCGAGUGGAAGGUGCCCGCGAUCGAGGGCUCGCAGCCCAUCGUCGAGGCCGGCGUCGUCGUCACUGGCACUGGCAAGGUGUGGCUCGACUCUUUCGGCUGGGUCGGCCAGCCAGACUUCACCCUUGUUCGCCCCAAGAGCAAGGAGUUCCCCCCGCGCGCCGCGACGAUGUGGGACUUGGCGUGGAUCGCCUCGGUGGACGUCUUCCGCGGGUACGCCGGCAAGACUGUCUUCAUCGCUCAGAACCACGGCCAGGGCCUGCUCAGCUACGGUACCCGCGAGUGGACCGACUACCGCGUCACUGUGCCAGACCUGACGCUCAAGCUCGGCUCGCCGGCCGGCGUUGCCGUCCGCGUGCAGGGCCUGAGGCGAUUCUACGCCCUCGUGCUCGAGGAGGCCGAGGGCAAGAAGGUUGCCAGUCUGGUCAAGCAGUACGACGAGAAGCGGACUGUACUGGCCUCGACGCCGUUCGAGUGGGCGGUCGACACGCCGUACGAGGUGGUUCUGGAGGCCAAGGGUUCGUCGAUCAAGGGGUCUAUCGGCGGUGUCUCCCUCUCUGUGAGCGAUGACUCGUUUGACGGCGGCGCGCUCGGGUUUGUGGUGACUAGCGGUGCCGUGGCAGCCGGAAGUGUUCGUGUUCAGCCUGCGUAG